CCUCCGCGCUCCGCGAAAUUACAGGCGAAUUACGACUCCUCUCGCGAUAAUUUUACCGCUCCCGCCCCCACACUCGCGAGAUUUGGGGCGUUCCUAAGCUCCUCUCGCGAGGCUUCCUUCUCCGCCGCCAUUUUGCCGCUGCCGGGGUCAGCGGGACAGAGAGGGCAGCGCCGCAGCUGUGCCGACAAUGCUGUCCCGCCUGGGCCUGCGCGCCGCUCCGGCGGCGCUGAAGAGCCUGGCUCCCUCCCUCUCCGUGGGUGUAUUACAUGCGUCUAGACCAUUUCACACAGGUCAGCACUGCUUGGCUCCUUUACCACCUCUCCCUGAGAAAGGAGGGCAAGUUCGUCAUGGGUUGAUCCCAGAGGAAUUUUUCCAGUUCCUGUAUCCUAAAACAGGAGUCACAGGGCCCUAUGUGCUGGGGACAGGACUACUGUUCUACCUUCUCUCCAAGGAAAUCUAUAUAGUCAACCAUGAAACAAUUGCAGGUGCCUGCAUAGUGGGAGUCCUCAUCUAUAUAGUUAAAAAAUAUGGGGGUGAUGUAGCAGCUUUUGCUGAUAAGCUCAAUGAGGAGAAAGUUGCCAAAGCUUUAGCUGUGAAAAAUGAUUCAAUCAACCACCUGGAGUCAAUAAUUGAACAGGAAAAGAAGGAGCAAUGGAGGGUUGAAGGCCGCAGUUAUCUCUUUGAUGCCAAGCGAAAUAACAUUGCUAUGCUGCUAGAGACUAACUACCGAGAGAGGCUGCUCACUGUAUACAAUGAAGUGAAGAAGCGGCUAGACUAUCAAAUCGCUGUACAGCAGCUGACGCGUCGUAAGGAACAAGAUCACAUGAUCAACUGGAUAGAGAAAAACGUUGCCCAGAGCAUCACCGCUCAACAGGAGAAGGAGAGUAUUGCCAAGUGCAUCUCAGAUUUGAAGAUGUUAUCGAAGAGCCCACAGGCGGCAGUAUAACUGCACGACAUUGAAUUCCAGUCAGCUCUGUGUGGCAUCUGUGAUCUGCUGUUGGAAACUGUACAGCUGUAACUCUGUUAAAAUAAGUUCUGUACUCUCCCUGUCUAGUAGCACUGAACUAGUAGCAGUCCCAGAGUAUGUUUAUGGCAGUUAAUUCUGACAUGUGAACAGGGACCUAUGUACUUGUUCCAGUUUGUUUUUAUGCAGAAAUUAGGAUUCUGCAGGUGAAUAAAAACAUAACUCUUCCUUUGUUAAAGCCAAA
This is a messenger RNA of Chelonia mydas (Green sea turtle), 1208 nucleotides long. It is a transcript of the gene ATP5PB, whose product is annotated as ATP synthase peripheral stalk-membrane subunit b. The coding region runs from base 188 to 946 and encodes 252 amino acids. The record is from RefSeq and is a predicted model, not a curated record. Gene Ontology annotation, biological process: proton motive force-driven ATP synthesis. The transcript has 7 exons. NCBI's taxonomy places the organism in Eukaryota, Metazoa, Chordata, Testudines, Cheloniidae. Gene Ontology annotation, molecular function: proton transmembrane transporter activity.